Molecule: messenger RNA, 429 nt
Organism: Symbiodinium necroappetens
Lineage: Eukaryota; Dinophyceae; Suessiales; Symbiodiniaceae
Source: the annotation of a GenBank genome assembly
AUGGCAAUGACAGGGCUGAGCCGAAAACAGGGCUCUCUGGUGGCCUACCAGGCUGCAUGUGCCUGCUCGGGUGUGAAGGUCAUGACCUACGGUGGGCCGAUGCAGAUUACAAACUGUCACUGCGACGCCUGCCAUGCUGCGACGGGCCACUCCUACGCGAUCUGGGCUGCCUACCCCUUGUCUCGGACUCUCCUCAUAGUGAACAGCCCUAUCCGUUCCUUCCGCAUCAGCGAGAAUGGUGCUGACCGUUUCUUCUGCGGCCGUUGUGGCUGCAGUGUGGCCAUGCAGUACCACCCAAACUCUGUAUGGCCGGAAUACCACACCGUGUGGCUGGCGCGACACUUUGCAGAGUUGACAGGAGGCUGUGAUGAGGUCCACAUCUUCCGAGAGGACGAGCCCAUGGACAGCGCGCCGCUGCCCACCACCGAG